This is a messenger RNA of Thalassophryne amazonica, 847 nucleotides long. RefSeq lists its product as uncharacterized. The record is from RefSeq and is a predicted model, not a curated record. Lineage: Eukaryota; Metazoa; Chordata; Actinopteri; Batrachoidiformes; Batrachoididae. The transcript is spliced from 7 exons. The coding region runs from base 45 to 683 and encodes 212 amino acids.
UCAACCACGAGCAAGCGAACGAUAGAAUAUCUGUCAGUAUCUACAUGUUGGGUUCUUGUUCUGUCCUUCUUCUGCUUUUUGUGGGUUGUCACUCAUUGAGCAAUGCAGAGAACAGACUACACUGCAAUGUCACUCAGACAAACGGAGGUACUCUGUACAGCAUCCCUGAGUUUCACGCAUCUGAUUGCAAAUACUUUUGGACCAACAGCACUGACCAUGUGCUGGCGAACAACUUGGAACAGUUGCCUGGUGUGGUGCAACAACACACUGAUCACAGCCUCAGGACCACUGGUUGCAUCAAUGUCAUCACGUACACACGAGAUUGUGUCUCUGAGGGGGUAAAGAAGAUGGCGUCCUGCUUCAUUGACUGUGCUGCUGACUCUCAGAACCUUACAGUGCAACCAUACAUGAUGAAUUCCACCACCACUGUCAUAACUACUGUUUCCACAAGAGAUGGUGGCCUGACAUCUGUCCAGAUUGUGCUGUCAGUGCUGCUGUUGGUACUCUUUGUGGCUGGUGUGAUUUGUGGUCUGAUCUGGAGAAAGAAGAUAAGCAGAUACUGCACCAGGAUGAUGGAGAACAUCAAACAAAAUCCGAUGGUUAGAUACAAGGUAGCUCAUCAGAAUGAGCAGGAACAAAAUGUGGGAGAGAAUUUUCCAAAUGAAGUCGUUAUCAGCUCUUGAUGUAACUUUUGUACCAUCCAAAACCUCUUAAUUAAUGCAGUACUUUGGCAUUUAUAUACAGUUGUGCUCAAAAGGAACAUGAAUAACACGAACCUUUUUUUUUUUAGUCAUGGUUAGUGGUUGUGUAAAGACAUUUAUUGUCAAACAGGUGUGUUGACACUUUA